Didymodactylos carnosus is the source of this 540-nucleotide messenger RNA. The record is from the annotation of a GenBank genome assembly. NCBI's taxonomy places the organism in Eukaryota, Metazoa, Rotifera, Eurotatoria, Philodinida, Philodinidae.
AUGUCGGCGCUGGAUGCACUGGUCUAUUUUAAUCACAACUGGAAAUCGAUCACUUUUGCGAACGGUUCAACGUAUGGAGAUUUAAUUGAUAUACUUGGUAGAACAUUAAAAAUCGAUUUCACAAAAUUAUGUAUUCAACUUUGGGAUGACACCUAUAAAGUGUAUCUCGAUUUAGACGAAGAAUAUUUUGACGAAGUGAAAGAUCUAAUACAUAAAUCAUUAUCGGAGAAAGCAUUUUCAAUAUCGUUUCGAUUUAUUAGAAGAGCAUUUCCCUGUCCGUUACCCAAAACUCCACGCGCGAUCACACGACAACCAAGUGCCGACAAAAGCGCAGAUUGUCAAUUCGAUGAACCAGAUACAGACGGUGAUCUUUAUGACCCAUCCAAAAUAUAUGAUCUCAAACCCGAGUCUUAUUUGAGCCAUUUAAUUGGUCACGAAGGAGAAGGUAGUUUAUUAACGUUGUUAAAAAGACGUGGCUUGGCAUCAGAAUUAGUCGUUGGUGAAAAGAAUAAUGCAAGUGGUACAGGUCUUUCACAAUAG